Platichthys flesus (European flounder) is the source of this 7411-nucleotide messenger RNA. Its product is annotated as adhesion G protein-coupled receptor L1-like. Gene Ontology annotation, cellular component: membrane. The record is from RefSeq and is a predicted model, not a curated record. Lineage: Eukaryota; Metazoa; Chordata; Actinopteri; Pleuronectiformes; Pleuronectidae. Bases 766 to 6414 code for a protein of 1882 amino acids. The transcript has 25 exons. Gene Ontology annotation, biological process: G protein-coupled receptor signaling pathway; cell surface receptor signaling pathway. Gene Ontology annotation, molecular function: G protein-coupled receptor activity; carbohydrate binding.
GGGAAAGAGAGAGAGGCAAGAGAAGAGGAGAAGAACGGAUGCAAGGCGAGGCCAGGAGCAGGAAACCUUAUCUCUCUCUCUGCUCGUCGAGCUGCCUCCGUUUUUUUUUAAACCUCAGCAUCAUUUUAUAACACGAUCCCUGCCUUCUCUUUCUUUUCUCUUUUUUAUUUUUGUAUUUUUAAAGCUGCCUUUGCGUCCUGAUGUGCUGCUGCGCCUCAUCACGAUUCCUCAAGGAUAUGCAAAGCGGCUUUUAUCACGUCGACGGUAUUUGACGUGAAAUGCAAGGAUGUAAUUGAGCGACGUCGGAGACGCAUCUGAUCAGCGAUGACAAGCGGACUGUAGGGAUCGACGGCAGCGUUACAGGCAGAGGAGAGUCUGUGCGUAAAAUCUGCGUCUAAUUAUUGUUUUCGCCCAGCGAUCGCGCUAUUUCCCCCCUCUCCUGCCCUCCCUCCAUCCAUCCGUCCAUCGGGAGCUUUAGAAGGCCGAUCGCCCCGCAUCCUCUCUGGGCAUGAGAACCCGUGGGAAUUAUGAUACCAACGUGACGCGCGGUCACACAGCACUCAGCGGGGAAGACGACGCGCCUCGGCAGGGCGGAGGGAGGGUGUGAGGUCCAGCAGAGCGGAGCCCCGCACCGUGCGCCCAUCACAGGAGGAGAAGGAGGACGCCCAGUCGUUGUUGGACACAUCGCGCUAAUGAAUGCUCUAUAGCCCAGCAGGCUUUCCUAAAACGGCCGGUGGUGUGACGUGCUAACUUUUCCUGGCCGGCAUGGCUGCGUCACUAUGGUUCCUGGGGGUGUGUGCGCUCAGCCUGGCUCACGUCGCCCCCUCCAGCCAAGCUAUGUCCCGGGCUGCGAUGCCGUUUGGGCUGCUGCGCAGGGAGCUGGCAUGCGAGGGUUACCCCAUAGAGCUCCGCUGCCCUGGAAGUGACGUGGUGAUGGUGGAAACUGCCAACUAUGGACGCACCGACGACAAGAUCUGUGACGCAGACCCCUUCCAAAUGGAGAACACACAGUGCUACCUCCCCGAUGCAUUAAAGAUUAUGGCCCAGAGGUGUAACAACAGGACUCAGUGUGUCGUGGUCGCAGGGGUCGACGUGUUCCCAGACCCUUGCCCUGGAACAUACAAGUACCUGGAGAUCCAGUAUGAGUGUGUCCCUUACAUUUUCGUGUGUCCGGGCUCGCUGCUCAGCAUCCAGCCGGCCUCCUCCCUCCUGGAGGCAGAGCAUCAGUCUGGUGCGUGGUGCAAGGACCCGCUGCAGGCCGGUGACAGGCUAUACGUCAUGCCCUGGACGCCAUAUAGGACAGAGGUGCUGUAUGAGUACGCCUCCUGGGACGACUACCGCCAAAACAGAAUCACCACCACCUACAAGUUGCCUAGCCGUGUGGACGGUACAGGCUUUGUGGUUUAUGAUGGCGCUGUGUUUUACAACAAAGAGCGAACGCGCAAUCUGGUCAAGUAUGACCUGCGGACCCGCAUCAAAAGUGGCGAGGCAGUGGUGGUUAAUGCCAACUACCAUGACACCUCACCUUACCGCUGGGGAGGGAAGUCAGACAUCGAUCUGGCGGUGGACGAGAACGGCCUGUGGGUGAUCUACUCUACUGAAGCCAAUAAUGGACGCAUCGUGGUCAGCCAGGUGAAUCCUUACACCCUGCGGUUUGAGGGUACAUGGGCGACCGGCUUUGACAAACGCGGGGCGAGCAACGCCUUCAUGGCCUGUGGCGUGCUCUAUGCCGUACGCUCCGUCUUCCAGGACGAUGAGGGGCAGGCAGAGGGCCGGGCGGGCAGCGACAUGGUGAUUUACGCCUACGACACCAGCCGUGGACAAGAGCUGCCCGUUCAGAUACCGUUCCCCAACCCUUAUCAGUACAUCUCCUCCAUAGACUACAACCCCAGAGACAACCAGCUGUACGUGUGGAACAACUAUUAUGUACUGAGAUACCCGCUACAGUUCACUCCGCCACCGCCCACUAAAGGUCCCCUCUCCUCUCUGAUGACCACCGUACGCUCCUACACGGCUACUGUUGCUCUGACUCCAGUGCGACCGUCGGCCUCCCACCCAAUUGGCGUCAUCAAUCGAGGGCCCUUUGACCAGCGGCCCAUCACAGCCAUGGUCCCUCUGACCCCACGCCCUCCACUGCGUAUCCCCUUGGCUCCUGGGGGCCCCGGCCAGGUGGGCGGAUGUGAGGGCCGGGUGGCACGAGGGGUGCAGUGGCCCCCUACCCUGAAGGGAGAUACCGUGGAGAGGCCGUGCCCUAAAGGUUCACUUGGUAUAGCCUCCUAUCAGUGCGUGUCAUCCCCAGUGGGCUGGAGCUCCAGAGGGCCUGACCUUUCCAACUGUACCUCUCCCUGGGUCAGCCAAAUUGCACAGAAGAUUAAGAGCGGAGAGAAUGCAGCCAACAUCGCUGGGGAGUUGGUCAACCUAACCAGGGGGCGGAUCUAUGCCGGUGAUGUCAGCAUGUCCGUCAGGCUAAUUGAACAGUUAUUGGACAUCCUGGACUCCCAGCUUCAGGCCCUGAGACCAGCCAAUAAGGAGUCUGCAGCGCGCAAUUACAACAAGCUGCAGAAGAGGGAACGCACCUGCAGAGCUUAUGUUCAGGCUGUCGUUCAGACAGUUGAUAACCUGUUGGGUCCCGAGGCGCUCGUGUCCUGGGCUGACAUGAGCGGUGUAGACCAAUCACGCUCCGCAUCACUGCUGUUAGACGCAGUCGAGAAAGGAGCGUUUCUAUUGGCCAACAACCUCUACGAAGGCCGUUUCAGUGACAGAGCACCAAAUGUUGAUCUGGAGGUGUAUGUGCUAAACACAGAGGCGGACAUUCAGGACCUGACGUUCCCUCACUCCUACGACAGCGACAGCAUCUUGCAGAUAUCAGCUCUGGCGCUGCAGCAGUACAGCAACAAUGGCCAGGUGAAGCUGGUCCUCUCUCUCUAUAAGAACCUUGGCACGUUCCUGACAACCCAGAAUUCCACUCUGCGACUCGGCCUGGGGCUUGGCCAGGGCUCAGAGGUCAGGCGGAAGAGCCUGGUGGUCAACUCCCAUGUGAUCUCUGCCUCUGUGCACAGAGGAUCCAACAGAGUGUACCUCUCUGAGCCGGUGAUCUUCACCCUCAGGCACCUGCAGCUGGAGAACCACUUUGGCCCCAACUGCUCCUUCUGGAAUGCAACAGGGUUUUCUGGGAGCGGCAGGUGGGCGACGCAGGGCUGCCGCCUGCUGCACACCAACAACACACACACUACCUGCGCCUGCAACCACCUGUCCAGCUAUGCUGUCCUCAUGACUUAUCAGCAACCUGCUUUCGGGGCCGGCGUAGAAGAGCUUCUGGUCUAUGUGGUGUCUUGGGUUGGCAUCUCUGUAGCACUGGUGUGUUUGGCCACCUGCCUUACAACCCUGUGCUGCCAGGGGGCGCCCUGGCACACAGACCACAGCACCAUCCACUGCAACUUGUGGGCCAACCUGCUCAUCACUGAACUGCUCUUCCUUGUUGGCGCCAACAAGACACAGUACACAGUGGUGUGCUCCAUCAUUGCUGGCUUGCUGCACUUCUCGCUGCUCUCAGUGUUCUGCUGGUUGUGUCUGGAGGGCGUAGAGCUCUACCUGCUGCAGCGGGAGGUAUUUGAGGGUCGCAACUCCAGGAGGAAGUAUUUCUACCUGUGUGGUUAUUCCAUUCCUGGGCUGGUGGUGGCCGUGUCUGCAGCCAUAGACUUCAGAGGCUACGGCUCAAAGACGGCAUGUUGGCUACGAACAGACAACUACUUCAUCUGGAGUUUCCUUGGACCUGGUGCUGUCAUCAUCAUGUUGAACCUUGUUAUCUUGGUGAUGACCUUACAUAAGAUGCACAGCACUGCAGCUUUGAAGCCAGACUCCAGUCGCCAUGACAACCUGAGGGCGUGGGCAGUGGGCUCCCUGACGCUGCUCUUCCUGCAGAGCGUCACCUGGUCCUCAGGCCUGAUGUUCCUGUCUGCUCCAUCUCUCUUCCUGGCUUAUCUCUUCUCCUCCCUCAACACCGCCCAGGGCCUCCUCAUCACCAUAUUGCACUGCAGCCUCGCCAGGAAGGGCCAGAAGGACUAUGGCCGAUGCCUGCGUCUCUCGCAGUGCUGCGCAACAUCCUCUUCCAGUUCUCCGGACUCGGUGAAGGGUUCUGCCCUCCGGUCCAACAGCCGCUACACGAGCAGCCAGAGUCGGAGAGCCACUGCAAACAGACAGAGUCGCAUCAGGAGGAUGUGGAACGACACCGUUCGCCGGCAGACCGAAUCGUCUUUCAUCGCUGCAGAUGUGAACAACACUCCCACCCUCAACCGAGCUGCUUUGGGAAACCACUUCCUCACUAAUCCAGUGCUGCAGACUCAUGCUGGAGCCUCUCCCUAUGACACAAUGCUGGCCCAGGGAUACAAUCAACCUUUCACCUCGACAGUAGGAACCUUCAGAAACAAGCAGAAGGGUGUCGUGUCCCAAAGUCAGGAGUCCUGUGGGUUGGACAGUGUGUGCCUCAACGGCGGCUACACCCCCAACACCUUCACCCUGCACGGUCUGGGGACGACUCCUGGGUCCCGAGCUGGAGUGGUGGGCAGCACUGACCUCCUGAGGGAGGGAGGAGUAGGUAUCGGAGGGGAUGACAUCUCACCAGCCCUACUCACCCCCCACGGGGCCACAGAUCUGGGCGGCAGUGCUGGAAUGCGCCGGAACCUGUCUGACGCUGCUGCACUGGAGAAGAUGAUCAUCUCAGAGCUGGUGCAGAGCAACCUGAGGCCCUCGGUCCCCAUGCCGGUUCCUCCCGAGCGCUACGGCAGCCUGGCGAGGCCUCAUCACCACGAUAGGGCAGCCCUGAUGCACACGGCCACACUGACUCGACAUCCACAGCCUCACCAGGAGGGCUGGGCUGCCACCAUGCAGCCAAACACACACCACAAUGCACAAGAUGGCUGGGCGCAUACAAGGCACCACACACAAGAUGGCGAGACACAUUCUACAGCACGCGGGCAGGAUCAUGCCACAGCGCCACGCUUACAAGAUGGCUGGUCGCAUGCAUAUACUUCUGUAGAUUUGGAGUCCCGUGAGCUGCUUAAAGACGGGGACAGGUUGCAGCUGCAAGGCACUCUGGGUUGCCGCGGGCUCCAAGACAGGCAGCAAGCACGUCCCCCUGAUGUUCAGGCUCGGCCUUACUCCACACUCAGCCGCACCCCUGGUACCCUGUCCCGCCACCGUGGCCCGGUGGAGUCGAGUGGAGGGAUGGACAGAGAGAGAGAAAGGGACAGAGACUGGGAUCGAUACAGGGAUAGGCCCCUUCCGCCUCCUCCCCCCCCUCCCCCACAGGAGUCUGAGCCCCUGUAUAAGGCUCUGGAAGAGCCGCUGCUGUUGAAACAGAGGGAGGCAGGUGUGGAUGCGUGGCGAGGCCAGAACAAGGACGAGACAUUUCACUUAAAAAGGGACGGAUUGAUUGAGGAAUGGAGGGGAGGAGCUGAGCGAGGAAGGGAUGAUUGUUUUACCACUCAAAAGAGAGACGAAGAUAUUGAUGAAUGGAGAGAUGGAAUGGAAAGAGGGAGGGAUGAACCUCAUUUGUUGGAGAAGCGAGAUGGAAGAUUGGAGGUGUGGCGAGGAGGAGCAGAGGCGGAGCAGGAAGAGACUUUCAUAACCCAAAAGAAAGAAUUCGGGAUUGAGGCAUGGAGAGGUGGGAUGGAGAGAGAGAAGGAAGAAACCUUGUUUUUAAAAGACAGAGACGGAUGGAGGGCAGGGGUUGAACGAGAGAGUGAGAAACAGAAGGAUAGAGCCCUGGACGUGUGGAGAGGAGGGAUCGAUAUAGACAGGGAGGAAUCCUUCCUGUUUGAGAGCAAAGAUGGCGGUUUAGACGGGAGGAAACGAGGGAAAGAAAGAGGGUCUCUACGUUAUCAUGGCGAGCGGGAGGAUUCAGAGAGCUUUGCUCUGCCUUUGACCCCUGAUCUUGACCUUGAUACUGACUCCUCACCAAUCUACGCCAGAGAUUCCAAUCCUUCCCCGCUCUACCCGGGGGACCGAAGCUCGCCGCCAAUCAGCAUCUUCCCCCGAAGCUCUCCGCCAACAAAUAUAUUCGCUCAACGAGACAACAACUCACCUCCCAACAACAUCUACUCCCGACACUCCCCCCAGGUGUACAGCCGAAGCAGCUCCCCUCCUCGCUUCUACACCCGCACCUCCCCUCCGACGCUCUCGUACCCCGACAGCAGUCCUGAAGGUCCGGAGGAUGUCAGCCCUGCUGGCCAGUCCCAGCGGCCCGCCCUGGAAUUGCCCUACAGCCUGGGGAGGCCCCCACUGGGGCCGCGGCCCAAUCACCUGCAGACCUUCUACCAGCCGCCACCGCUGCCAUCCAAUGGAGACGCAGCGUACACGGCAGAGCCCAACUCUGAGGGAGAAGACGGACAGAUGCAGCGGGUGACGAGCCUGUGACUAGGGCGGUGGUGAUCGGGGCAUAGAAACCAAGGAGGAGAAGGAAGAAGGCGCUAAUAACAACAACAAAUCAUGAUUAAGAUGAUCAAACUGAUGGAAAUGAUGAUGCGUAUGAUGAUGAAGAGGAUACCAAAAAGGCAUGAAGAAGGUACCGACGAUGAUAAUGACAACGAUGGCUCCUCCCUGCUUCUAUCUUCCGAUUACCACGAGAUUCCCCCCUAUCCAUGUUUUGUUACUUUUCUAUGACUGUGAUCCAUUUCUAACUCUUCCUCCUCCUCUUCCUCUCCCUCUCCUCUCCUUCCUGAAACCCUGCUGUGUCUUCCUGCCUCAUCAGUGCUUAUCCUUAUUGGCCCAUAGUCUAAGUUUCUAUCGAUUCAUCGGCUGGGUGUCGCCCCCUCCCUGUAGCAAGCAAACAGUGUGUCAAAGAAGCACUUGUGUGUUGCCAAAAAAUCCUUUCAAAGAACAUGUGCAUGACUUUAUAGUGGCUUUACGAGGCUACAUACCGUAGGAGGAAAGUGCUGAAGUGCGUGUGUGAGCAUAUGUACAAGUGUGUGUGUGUGUCUUGCUUGUUGAGCAUGCGUGUGUGAAAGGGCGCGCGUGGGUGUAUGAGCGUGUGUGUAUAUAUACAUCAUUCUUGUAUAAUUAAUGUAUCACAGUGAAACAUUUUAUCAAUAUCGACUGGGGGACUUCUUACACAAAAAACCCUGCUACUGAGUUUGAACUCUUGACCAAUCCCAUUUCACAACUACACCAAAAUCUCCGCCCCCCCAACACCUCCUCCUCCAACGUCCACCUGCCAGGUGAUGGGACUUGUUGCUGUGGAGUUUGUCAUAGCAACAGAACUCUUGACUCCAGAGCCAGAGAUCAUAUCAAAACCUCAGAACUUUUCUGCAACCCCUGAGAUCCUUGUACAUAUCGACCUCAAGUGUUCUGAUUGUCUUGUAUUGCUAUUGAAGUUCAAGUAAACAUGUGAAAUAAAUGUUUUUGUCUUUCUGUU